AUGAGCCAGCUGGAGAUGGUUCAGGGCCCCACGGCGCUUCCCGCAAGAAUGGGAUGUCAGGGGGGCCCUGAGGUCAUGUUCCAAGCACAGAUUUCGGAUGCUGACUGGGUUGACCUGUGGGACCAGUUUGAUGAGCGGCGGUAUCUGAAUGCCAAGAAGUGGCGCGUCGGUGAUGAUCCCUACAAGCUGUACGCUUUCAACCAGCGGGAGAGCGAGCGGAUUGCCAGCAGCCGGGUGGUCCCAGACACUCGCCUUUUCAGAUGCACCCUGCUGGGGUACUGCACGGACCUUCCUCCUACCAGCAUCAUCAUCACCUUCCACAACGAGGCCCGCUCCACCCUGCUCAGAACCAUCCGCAGCAUAUUAAACCGCACCCCUAUGAAUCUCCUCCAGGAAAUCAUAUUAGUCGAUGACUUCAGCAAUGACCCCGAGGACUGCAGACAGCUCAUCAAGCUACCCAAGGUGAAAUGCUUACGCAAUAACGAGCGGCAAGGUCUGGUGCGGUCCCGGAUCCGGGCUGCUGAUGUUGCCCAGGGCACCACCCUGACUUUUCUCGACAGCCACUGUGAGGUGAACAGGGACUGGCUCCAGCCCCUGCUGCACAGGGUCAAAGAGGACUACACGCGGGUGGUUUGCCCCGUGAUCGAUAUCAUCCACCUGGACACCUUCAACUACAUCGAGUCGGCCACGGAACUUAGAGGGGGGUUUGACUGGAGCCUCCACUUCCGAUGGGAGCAGCUCACACCAGAGCAGAAGUCUGGGCGCCUGGACCCCACUGAGCCCAUUAGGACUCCAAUCAUAGCUGGAGGGCUCUUCGUGAUGGACAAAUCCUGGUUCGACUACCUGGGGAAAUAUGACAUGGACAUGGACAUCUGGGGCGGGGAGAACUUCGAAAUCUCCUUCAGGGUGUGGAUGUGCGGGGGCAGCCUAGAGAUCGUCCCCUGCAGCCGAGUGGGCCACGUCUUCCGGAAGAAGCACCCGUAUGUUUUCCCAGAUGGAAACGCCAACACGUAUAUAAAGAACACCAAGCGGACCGCUGAAGUGUGGAUGGAUGAAUACAAGCAGUACUAUUAUGCUUCCCGGCCAUUCGCCCUGGAGAGACCCUUUGGAAACAUUGAGAGCAGAUUGAACCUGAGGAAGAACCUGCAGUGCCGGAGCUUCAAGUGGUACCUGGAGAACGUCUAUCCAGAACUCAGAGUACCCAAGGACUCCUCCAUCCAGAAGGGCAGCAUCCGACAGAGGCAGAAGUGCCUAGAGUCUCAAAAGCAGAAAGACCAAGAGAUCUCCAACCUCAAGUUAAGCUCCUGUGUCAAGACUGAAGACAAGGAUGCAAAGUCCCAGAUCUGGGCCUUCACAUACACCCAGCAGAUCCUCCAGGAGGAGCUGUGCCUGUCAGUCAUCACCUUGUUCCCUGGCGCCCCUGUGGUUCUUGUCCUUUGCAAGAAUGGAGAUGACAGACAGCAAUGGACCAAGACUGGUUCCCGCAUCGAGCACGUGGCAUCCCACCUCUGCCUAGACACGGACAUGUUUGGCGAUGGCACUGAGAACGGCAGGGAGAUCGUUGUCAAUCCGUGCGAGUCCUCACUUAUGAGCCAGCACUGGGACCUGGUGAGCUCUUGAAGAUCCAUGUCAGAACCGGCAGGGGCCGUGGGGUGGCGCUUCCCCGGAUGAGAAUCGGACUGGAAACCAGGCUGCAGGCAGCCCCGAACUACUGCAGAAGCCCGGAAUGGGGAGGCGAAGGCAGAGCCCCCCAGGACAGGAGCGGCUGUCAGGGAGGAUGCAGGAAGAGAUUGCAAGCCAAGAGCAACUCAGAGACAGACAGAUCCCCGUGUUCUCAAGGCCGUUAAGUUCCAGUCCUGGCUGGGUCUGCCCCUGCACGGUAUCUGGAGGCAGAGACCUGAAGGGAAGUGUUGAUGUUGUUCCCUGUCUUAACGAAAGAGGUCAGAGAGGACAGCCUUCGUCGUCACUAGGCCAGGACUCGACUGAGAGAUGAAGGGCGGAGGUGCUUUUCAAAACAAAUAAAGGAACCGUGGAAGUU
This is a messenger RNA of Physeter macrocephalus (sperm whale), 2038 nucleotides long. It is a transcript of the gene GALNT14, whose product is annotated as polypeptide N-acetylgalactosaminyltransferase 14. The transcript has 15 exons. The record is from RefSeq and is a predicted model, not a curated record. The coding region runs from base 1 to 1620 and encodes 539 amino acids. Gene Ontology annotation, molecular function: polypeptide N-acetylgalactosaminyltransferase activity. Gene Ontology annotation, cellular component: Golgi apparatus. Gene Ontology annotation, biological process: protein O-linked glycosylation. Lineage: Eukaryota; Metazoa; Chordata; Mammalia; Artiodactyla; Physeteridae.